Molecule: messenger RNA, 201 nt
Organism: Cylindrotheca closterium
Lineage: Eukaryota; Bacillariophyta; Bacillariophyceae; Bacillariales; Bacillariaceae
Source: the annotation of a GenBank genome assembly
AUGCAAAUCAACUGCACCAUCGUUGUUCCUAGGCUGAAAACCUCGAACCAAACGGUACACCCCGUCUUCCAAAACCCACUGACUGAGCCAAUCUACACUAGAAGGUGUAAAGAAAAACGAGUAUUAUGGAAGGGCAAGCACAAACAGGGCCAAGGCCGCUUCAAAUGGGUGCAAAAGGGGCCUAUAUUGUUCGCUUGUUGA